Messenger RNA from Ascochyta rabiei, 1596 nucleotides. RefSeq lists its product as uncharacterized. Gene Ontology annotation, cellular component: plasma membrane. Gene Ontology annotation, biological process: adenylate cyclase-activating G protein-coupled receptor signaling pathway. The transcript is spliced from 4 exons. Gene Ontology annotation, molecular function: G protein-coupled receptor activity. Lineage: Eukaryota; Fungi; Ascomycota; Dothideomycetes; Pleosporales; Didymellaceae. Bases 1 to 1596 code for a protein of 531 amino acids. The record is from RefSeq and is a predicted model, not a curated record.
AUGAGCCACGCUGUGCGUGAUGCUGUGACAACACCAGAAGACAUGUCCUGGGAUCCAGCAAGCUCUAUACCUACCUUGAUUGGUAGCUUACUUUCUCUCCUUGCAACCGCCACAGUCAUUCUGCUCUGGAUCUUCGCUGGCGGGAAGAAGAGGCGCGAUUUUCGCUAUGCUCUGAUCUUGAACCUGACAGUCGCUGAAUUUCUAAACGCCCUCAACAAUUCCGUCUCGGGUAUCGCCGUGGUCGCAAGACGAGAACCUUUGUUGCCGGGUACCGCAUGUACAUUCAACGGCUUGGCUGGACAGUUCUCAGUGCAGGCCGUCGACUUCUCUAUCCUUGCCAUUACGCUCGUCACGCUGCUUACGAUCCAACUUCGUUCUUUCAUUAUUUACGCUUCCACCGCCACCAAGCUGUGCAUAUGCCUAUCCAUUUGGAUGGUUCCACUUUGCACGAGUAUCAUUGCCUGGACGAAAGGCUAUUAUGGCCCCGUAUCUGGCAACUGGUGCUGGAUCGAAAAGCGAUACUUCCGACAACGCUACAGCCUCAAUCACGGUUGGCGCUUCGCCAUCUUCCUCAUCUCCUUGUGCACCUACGUCUACGUUUUCAUCUACAUGAGUCGCCGUCUCCGACCCCAGAACCUUUCCAACCUCAGCUCGACCAUCCCAGACGAAGUGGACUACGAGGAGCUCGACAGCAAGACCCGAGACAACGCUGUACUGGCUGGUUGUGGCGCCACACCGCGCAUCAGUCUCGACCAGGUCCAAGCUUCCCGCGCUCCCACACAAGCCGAGAAGAAACAUCGCCGCGCUGUAAGCAGCUUCAGUUUCGCCCGCAAACUUGAAGUCGACACUGCCGCUCAGCCCAUUCGUGGUGAUCUCACCGCCCAGCCCAUCCGUGGUGAUCUCACCGCCCAGCCCAUCCGUGGUGAUCUCACCGCCCAGCCCAUCCGUGGUGAUCUCACCGCCCAGCCCAUCCGUGGUGAUCUCACCGCCCAGCCCAUCCGUGGUGAUCUCACCGCCCAGCCCAUCCGUGGUGAUCUCACCGCCCAGCCCAUCCGUGGUGAUCUUACCGCCCAGCCCAUCCGUGGUGAUCUCACCGCUCAGCCCAUCCAUGGUGAUCUCACCGCUCAGCCACCUUACAUUGACGAAAUCACCUCGCCGCAGGAGACCUAUGCUCUUGUCGACCUCGAGAAGGGUCCAUCACCUGCCCCUCCAGAGCCACCACUCACCGCGCUACCAAUCCGCAGCGUAGCCACUCGCCCGGAAAAUCAACCCAAAUUCGACCGCGAGAUUUGGAAAAUGCUCUUGCUCAACAUGUAUCCUGUUACCUACCUGAUUUUGUGGCUCCCGGGUAUCUCAAACCGCAUUGCAGAAGGCAUGGGGCAUGAUAUACGCACACUGGUUAUCCUGCAAAGUUCAACCCAGUUUAUUGGACUCGCAAACGCUACAGUCUACAUUUACAAAGAACAUCGGCGUGAUAUACGGGAAUGGUGGAGCGGGGUCAAGGAGAGGAAAUCAGAAAAGGCUGUCAGGAUAGAGGACGUCCGUCGUGAUGACGGGAGUGGGGGGGUUAGGCACUGGAGCCCUGUCUCGUCUUAG